This is a messenger RNA of Salvia splendens (bonfire salvia), 973 nucleotides long. RefSeq names its product 60S ribosomal protein L7-4. The record is from RefSeq and is a predicted model, not a curated record. The coding region runs from base 128 to 859 and encodes 243 amino acids. The transcript is spliced from 7 exons. Gene Ontology annotation, cellular component: cytosolic large ribosomal subunit. Lineage: Eukaryota; Viridiplantae; Streptophyta; Magnoliopsida; Lamiales; Lamiaceae. Gene Ontology annotation, molecular function: RNA binding; structural constituent of ribosome. Gene Ontology annotation, biological process: maturation of LSU-rRNA from tricistronic rRNA transcript (SSU-rRNA, 5.8S rRNA, LSU-rRNA).
CUGAAGUGCUGGAAUCAGUCUCUCUCUUCCCCACCCCCUUACCCACCCCACGCCACGCCACGCCACGCCACGCCACGCCACCGGGCUUCAUCGAACGCCACCGUAAGCUCAUUUCAAUCUCUUCACGAUGGCUGAGAAGGGAGGACAGAUUGUUCCGGAGUCUGUUUUGAAGAAACAGAAGAGAACUGAGGAAUGGGCCUUGGCCAAGAAGCAGGAGGUUGCAGCUCUCAAGGAAAAGAAAUCGGCAAACAGGAAGCUGAUUUACAACAGAGCUAAGGAGUACGCCAAGGAGUACGCAGCACAGGAAAGGGAGCUCAUUCAGUUGAAGCGUGAGGCGAGGUUGAAAGGAGGGUUCUAUGUGAACCCAGAAGCUAAGCUGCUGUUCAUCAUUCGUAUUCGUGGUAUUAACGCGAUGCAUCCAACGACAAAGAAGAUUAUGCAGCUGCUCCGUCUACGUCAGAUUUUUAAUGGAGUGUUCCUAAAAGUUAACACGGCAACAGUGAAUAUGCUGCACAGGGUCGAGCCAUACGUUACUUUUGGGUACCCCAACUUAAAGAGUGUGAGAGAAUUAAUAUACAAGAGGGGGUUCGGUAAGGUCAACAAGCAGCGCAUUGCAUUGACAGAUAACUCAAUCAUUGAACAGACACUUGGCAAACAUGGCAUUAUCUGCAUUGAAGAUCUUAUCCACGAGAUCCUGACGGUUGGCCCUCACUUUAAGGAGGCUAACAACUUCAUCUGGCCAUUCCAACUAUCGGCCCCCUUGGGUGGCCUCGAGAGGAAGAGAAACCACUAUGUUGAAGGUGGAGAUGCUGGCAACCGUGAAGAUUACAUAAACGAGCUCAUUAGAAGAAUGAACUGAGAUUGAACUUAAGAAUGAACUGAGAUUGAACUUAAGAAUGAACUGAGAUUGAACUUUAGAAUGAACUAAGUCUUUCUAUUAUUACAUUUAAAUACAUUCUCUCUCUUAAUGGUA